Hordeum vulgare subsp. vulgare (domesticated barley) is the source of this 1232-nucleotide messenger RNA. RefSeq names its product aquaporin NIP4-1-like. Gene Ontology annotation, molecular function: channel activity. The transcript has 3 exons. The record is from RefSeq and is a predicted model, not a curated record. Gene Ontology annotation, cellular component: membrane. Gene Ontology annotation, biological process: transmembrane transport. The coding region runs from base 174 to 1025 and encodes 283 amino acids. NCBI's taxonomy places the organism in Eukaryota, Viridiplantae, Streptophyta, Magnoliopsida, Poales, Poaceae.
CAUGCCAAGAGCGUGCGUGGGCUGCUCUGUUCCAACGCAACCAAUUACCCAUCACACACGGCGGGUGGCCGACACACGAGACGAUUAUAUUGGCGGAUCAAUGGCGCGAGGAGCAACGGAACACACGAUCCAGAGAAUGAAUUGACACUCAUCUUGGCUCACUGGAACCUACGAUGGAUCUUGACAAGACGAACACGGUGGCCGGCGACGGCGCGGCCAACGGGCACGAUGUAGAGCAGGCUCGCCGUGGCCAGGAGCCGGCGCCACCGCCUGCCGGCCACGCCACCAAGGGCCUCGCCGUCGGCCACCUCAUCCGGGAGCUGGUGCUGGAGGGCGUGGCGACGUUCCUGGUGGUGUUCUGGUCGUGCGUGGCGGCGCUGAUGCAGGAGAUGCACCACGGGCUCACCUUCCCCACCGUCUGCCUCGUCGUCGCCCUCACCGUCGCCUUCGUGCUCGGCUGGAUGGGCCCCGCGCACCUCAACCCCGCCGUCACCGUCACCUUCGCCGCCUUCCGCUACUUCCCGUGGCGCAAGCUGCCGCUCUACGUCGCCAUGCAGAUCGGCGCUUCCGUGCUCGCCUGCCUCUCCGUCAACGCCAUGAUGGAGCCGCACGAGGACAACUUCUACGGCACCGUGCCCAGGCCGCCCGGGGCCGGCGCCCGGCUGCCGUUCCUCCUGGAGCUCCUCGCCUCCGCCGUGCUCAUGAUCGUCAUCGCCACCGUCGCCAGGAGCUCCGCCAGCAAGGCGGUUGGAGGGAUCGCCAUCGGGGCGGCGGUCGGGACGCUGGGGCUGGUGAUUGGGCCGGUGUCGGGAGGGUCGAUGAACCCGGCGAGGAGCCUUGGCCCGGCGAUCGUCUUCGGGCGGUACACCUCCAUCUGGAUCUACGUCACCGCGCCCGUCGCCGGCAUGCUGCUCGGCGCGCUCUGCAACAUGGCCGUCCGACAGUCCGACGUGGUCGUCGGCUUCCUCUGCGGCGGCCGGGGCGCGUCCAGCAGGGUGGUCGUCGUCGGUCGGUCCGUCGCCUGAGCGCCUUGAACGAACUAGCCGGCUAUACGUGCACGGUGCACGGUGCACCCCGGUUGCAUAUGGCAUGGGUUGGUGCCUGCAUGUACCGCUAGCUACAGGUGUAUCGUUUAACGGAUUUUGGCCCGUAUCGGGAUGGAUCUGAUAGUGCACGCUCCAAGAAGAACAUAUGAUUAUAUAUAGAAGAAGGGGAAAAAAACAAUUUUCUGU